CCACCUUCCCCUUCCGUCGCCUCCCUUCCCCGAGACCGGCGCCGCCCGAUCUCCCGAUCUGCUCGCCCCGGCCCGCCGAGGAUCCGCGCGGGGCGCUCCCUAUUUGCGGCGCGGGUGGUGUGCGCCUGGAUCAGGUGGGCGUGGGGGCGCGUGGGAUUCGUGGCCCAUGGCCAACCCCGACGACGGCGGCGGGCGCAAGUUCUGGCGCUCCGCGUCGUGGUCGGCGUCGCGGGCCGCCGAGGCGGCGGGGCCGGAGGCGGCGCCGCUCCCGCCCCGGAUGGGCCCGCCGCCGCUCACCCCGCGGUCCAAGGGCCGGGCCUGCCUCCCGCCGCUGCAGCCGCUCGCCAUCACGCGCCGCAGCCUGGACGAGUGGCCCAAGGCGGGCUCCGACGACGUGGGCGAGUGGCCCAACCCCACCACCCCGGGCGCCUCCAAGGCCGGCGGCGGCGGCCCGGGCUCCGCCAAGCCGGGCGAGGGCCUCCGGCUCGACCUCUCCACCCUCCGCUCGCAGGGCCGCAAGGACCAGAUCGCCUUCUUCGACAAGGAGUGCUCCAAGGUGGCCGACCACGUCUACCUCGGCGGCGACGCCGUCGCCAAGAACCGCGACAUCCUGCGCAAGAACGGCAUCACCCACGUCCUCAACUGCGUCGGCUUCGUCUGCCCCGAGUACUUCAAGUCGGACCUCGUCUACCGCACGCUCUGGCUGCAGGACAGCCCCACCGAGGACAUCACCAGCAUCCUCUACGACGUGUUUGAUUACUUCGAGGACGUGAGGGAGCAGGCCGGGCGCGUGUUCGUGCAUUGCUGCCAGGGGGUGUCGCGCUCGACUUCGCUCGUCAUAGCGUAUCUGAUGUGGAGGGAAGGGCAGAGCUUCGACGAUGCGUUCCAGUUUGUGAAGGCCGCCAGGGGGAUCGCGAAUCCGAACAUGGGGUUUGCCUGCCAGCUGCUCCAGUGCCAGAAGCGGGUGCAUGCCAUUCCAUUGUCCCCAAACUCAGUGCUCAGGAUGUAUCGGUUGGCGCCUCACUCGCCCUAUGCUCCAUUGCAUCUAGUGCCCAAAAUGCUGAACGAGCCCUCGCCUGCCGCCCUGGACUCUAGGGGUGCAUUCAUAGUUCAUGUGCUCUCGUCGAUUUAUGUUUGGGUUGGAAUCAAGUGCGAUACAGUAAUGGAGAAGGAUGCGAGAGCGGCAGCUUUUCAGGUGGUGAGGUAUGAGAAGGUGCAGGGGCAGAUCAAAGUUGUCAGAGAAGGGUUGGAGCAACCUGAGUUUUGGGACGCCUUUUCCAGUGCACCUGUUAAUUCAGACAGCAAAAUGAAGCUUGGCAAGGAGCAGAUCGAUUCACCAUCCAGGACUGGUGUGGGAAGCCGGAGAGUGGAAUCUUAUGAUUCUGAUUUUGAGCUCGUCCAGAAAGCGAUAGCUGGGGGUGUUGUUCCAGCAUUCUCGUCUUCUGGUACUGGAGAUGAGACCCAUCUUCCAGCGAGAGAAAGUAGCUGGAGUUUACUAAGGCGCAAGUUUAUCUCGAGAUCACUAUCUCGAGUUUAUUCGGAUUCUGCUCUGAUAAGGGAUUUGGAUCCACGGGUACAGCACUUGACUGCAGAGGCAUCAAUAUCACCGCCUUUCCUUUCUCCGAGCUCUCUAUCAUCAGAUUCAACCAUCAGUUCAAAGUACAGUUCAGACUCACCCUCCCUGUCACCUUCAACUAGCUCCCCGCCGUCACUUGGUCUUUCACCUGCUUCAUCUAAUUUGCCACAUGCUUUGGUGCCAUCAUCUAGGUCUCCUCUUCGCCAGUCAUCUAAUGCGGAACAUUCAAAGCCUGUCCUGGGAUCAAUACGCUCUCCGUCCAAGGUCUCAUCUAUAGCAGAAAGAAGAGGGGGAUUUUCAGGUCUGAAGCUACCAUCACUCCCAAAGGAGCUAGUAUUGCCACCAAGGGCGCCAUCUAUUCACAAAGCAGAGGAAGUCAUGGAUAAGACUAAUACCAAUGGUGUGAAACAGCUUACUGGUGUUUCUUGCCCAGACAAAUGCACCGAAACUAGUUCAACGGCAACUGACAGCAACUCAGAGGCUACUGCCCACGGUGAGACCAUAGUAAUUGAGCAUACUAACUCAGAGACCUGUAAUUAUGUUCAACUACUAGUCUACCGAUGGCCCUGCAUGGAGAAGCUGACUGCAUUCGCUCGCAAGGAUCUUGACCCAAAAACAGUUUUUAUUUUUGUUGCUCCUAAUGCCAGCAGAAGUGCAGAAGCAGUUAAAACGGUAUGCAUAUGGGUAGGAGGUGAAUAUGAGUGCAGCAAAGGUGUUGACAGUAUUGAUUGGCAGCAAGUUGCUGGUGAUUUUCUUAAUCAAAAGGGGUUCAGCAAUACUCUUCCUGUUAAGGUUUUCAAGGAGCAUGAAACCGAGAAUCUUUUGGAGGUGCUGGAUGCUCGUUAACAGUAGGUCAGGGUAUUCUACUAGCUUAACAAACAGCCGCAAACUAUCAAUUCAAUGAAGGCAUUUCCUCCAGCAUCGCUCUAUGUAGUGGCGACUGUCAGGCGAGGUAUAAGCCGUGACAACCGUUCCCUCCUGAACAUAUAGGCUACAGAUUCCAUUUUAGUAGAACAGAUGGAUUGGCAAUUUGUGCCUUGCCUUUUUUUUCCUUCCCAAACUUGCUUGUGUCAAAACGGCAGGAGGCUGCCAGAGCGUUGGAUCUGUGUGAAUUAACACACAGAGAUUGGGUUUUGGCGUAAGCGGGUGUAUAUUAUCUGCUUCACUGUAAUGUAAGCCCAUAGGCCGGGAGAUCGCUGGUGUCGUUUUUACCCCCUGAAAAUCAUGUACAUCUCAGGGAAGAACAGAUUUGUAAUCCUCUUGGCCUACAGGCGUCUCUGCUGGUCUUAACUUCUUAACCUGGAACUUGGCUAUUUGCUGUCCUGCUCAUGGCGUAUUAGCACUGUA
This is a messenger RNA of Triticum dicoccoides, 2923 nucleotides long. Its product is annotated as protein-tyrosine-phosphatase MKP1-like. Gene Ontology annotation, biological process: protein dephosphorylation. Bases 167 to 2422 code for a protein of 751 amino acids. The record is from RefSeq and is a predicted model, not a curated record. Lineage: Eukaryota; Viridiplantae; Streptophyta; Magnoliopsida; Poales; Poaceae. The transcript is spliced from 3 exons.